AUCGCCACCCUCUGCAGGACAGCUUACCUCGUCUUCUGCUGUGUACCAUAGUCAUCUCUUCGUAUAUUGUAUUGCAUAGCUAGCCAAUUGGCCCUUGCCCGCUGCUCCGAGCUGUCCAAGCAAGCUCCACCUAGCUUCACUCUUUCACUCAAAGUCAAGCAGCCCAGCUUCCGGGUUGCCAGUAAUACCCCGCCAUGCCCCACCACGCCCUCAGGACUUCUACUUCUUUGCUCUCUGCCUUCCGCUCUUCUCAAUCAUCCCCUCUCCGAGCACCCCUCAACAAACGCAACUUCUCUCCAUCUACCGCCAACAUGGUCAUCAAGACUUACUUCGAUGUCUCCUGGUACGGCCCUGAGGUCCAGGUGAACAGCAACGGCGACGUCACUUCCAAGGGCGCCGAGAAGGACCAGUCCGGUCGCAUUAACUUCGAGCUCUUCGACGAUGUCGUCCCCAAGACGGCCGAGAACUUCCGUGCUCUCUGCACUGGCGAGAAGGGCUUCGGCUACUCUGGCUCCAAGUUCCACCGCGUGAUUCCCCAGUUCAUGCUCCAGGGUGGUGACUUCACCCGUGGCAACGGCACCGGUGGCAAGUCCAUCUACGGCGAGAAGUUCUCCGACGAGAACUUCAAGCUCAAGCACGAUAAGCCAUUCUUGCUGUCCAUGGCCAACGCCGGCCCCAACACCAACGGCUCCCAGUUCUUCGUGACGACCGUCGUUACCUCAUGGCUCGACGGCAAGCACGUCGUCUUCGGUCGCGUCCCCGCUGGUGACGUCGAGUCGAUGAAGAUCGUGCGUGCCAUCGAGGCCGUUGGCAGCAACUCGGGUGCUGUCAAGUACUCGUCAAAGCCGCCCACCAUCACCGGCUCUGGCCAGGCUUAGACGGGUAACAUGGGAUAGGGAGUCGAGCUUGCGGCAUGGUCUCGCACCUUUGCGGUGCUCACGGCAUGGAAAGCGGCAGUCGGGAUCAGUAACACUUGUGAACGGUCCAUCUAGUAGCAUUUGUGAACGGCCAACGCCAAUUUGAUACUGAGGCCUCUACCAA
Messenger RNA from Paraphaeosphaeria sporulosa, 1041 nucleotides. Its product is annotated as cyclophilin 1 long isoform. The record is from RefSeq and is a predicted model, not a curated record. Gene Ontology annotation, molecular function: peptidyl-prolyl cis-trans isomerase activity. The coding region runs from base 195 to 878 and encodes 227 amino acids. The transcript is spliced from 5 exons. NCBI's taxonomy places the organism in Eukaryota, Fungi, Ascomycota, Dothideomycetes, Pleosporales, Didymosphaeriaceae. Gene Ontology annotation, biological process: protein folding; protein peptidyl-prolyl isomerization.